AUGGCCCUUGCUUUGCGGUAUGUUUACAAAAAAGGUCAAGUGAACGAGCCAUUUAUUGGUCUUGUUCGUGUUCAUGAUACCUCCGCAAAGUUGUUGAAGGAAGCAAUACUUUCUUUGCUUAUGAAACACUCACUAAGUCCAUCCAAAAUACGUGGACAAGGCUAUGAUGGAGCUAGUAAUAUGCAAGAAAAAAUGAAUGGUCUUAAAGCUUUAAUUUUGCAAGAAACUCCUUCGGCACAUUGCAUUCAUUGUUUCGCUCAUCAAUUACAGUUGACGCUUGUAGCGGUUGCUAAAAAACAUAAGGAGGUGGAGACUUCCUUUUCUAUAGUUGCUAAUGUGUUGAAUGUGAUUGGAGCAUCCUUUAAACAGACUGGUGAAGUUCAAAGUGGGAAAGGAUUAAAUCAAGAGCGAGGGCUUCAAAGGCCAAGUGACACUCGUUGGGGAUCACAUUGUAAAACAUUAGAUAACUUUGUUGUUUUAUUUGCAUCUACUGUUCAUGUGCUUGGGGUAUUGUUGAUGUCGAACGAGCUGAGUAAAGCUUUACAGAACAAAGAGCAAGAUAUUGUCAAUGCCAUGAUAUUUCUUAACCUUACAAAGGAAAGGUUGCAACAAAUGAGAUAUGAAGGAUGGAAACCAUUAAUGGAUGAAGUAUAUUUGUUUUGUACUAAACAUGACAUUUUGGUGCCUAAUAUGAAAGAAUUCUAUAUUCCUGGAAAGUCGAAGCGUAGGCCUUCUAGUGUUACUUAUUCACAUCACUUACGUGUUGAGCAUUUUUAUACAGUGAUCGAUUUGCAAGUUAAGGAGCUUAACCGUCGUUUUGAUGUUGUUAGUGGUAACUUGCUUCUUGGUAUGGCUAGCUUGAAUCCGGCUAACUCGUUUGCUAAUUUUGACAAAGAAAGAAUAAUGACCUUGGCCAAGUAUUAUCCAGAUGAGUUUGGCGAAUUGAAGCUUCGAGAUCUUAGUCACCAACUUGACACUUUCAUAUUGCACAUGCAACAUGGUGACCCUAGAUUAUCAGAUUUGAAAGGAAUUAGUGACUUGGCAAAAGCGUUGGUUGAGGCAAAUCUUGUGGAGACAUAUUCACUUGUGAAGUUGACUCUAAUUUUACUUAUCGCGACUGCAACGGUAGAAAGAGCAUUCUCAUCCAUGAAAUCAAUUAGGGAGUCUGAUGAAAUCGAAGUUUGUGUUCACGGGUCAAUUAUGGAGUAUGAUGAAAUCAAAGCGUAA
Nicotiana tabacum (common tobacco) is the source of this 1227-nucleotide messenger RNA. The record is from RefSeq and is a predicted model, not a curated record. NCBI's taxonomy places the organism in Eukaryota, Viridiplantae, Streptophyta, Magnoliopsida, Solanales, Solanaceae.